Messenger RNA from Suillus subalutaceus, 1118 nucleotides. RefSeq lists its product as uncharacterized. The coding region runs from base 83 to 805 and encodes 240 amino acids. Gene Ontology annotation, biological process: regulation of transcription by RNA polymerase II. The record is from RefSeq and is a predicted model, not a curated record. Gene Ontology annotation, molecular function: RNA polymerase II cis-regulatory region sequence-specific DNA binding; protein dimerization activity; DNA-binding transcription factor activity, RNA polymerase II-specific. Lineage: Eukaryota; Fungi; Basidiomycota; Agaricomycetes; Boletales; Suillaceae. The transcript is spliced from 2 exons.
GCCAGGGCACGGUUCUAUGCCGUACUCCGCAUACCGGUAAUCGAUUCAUUCCGGGUCGGCAAUAGUUCUAGCCUGUACCACCAUGUCCCAAUCUCCGUCUCAGCCACCUCCCUUCUCCGAUUUCGAGUAUGUAUUUGAUCCUGCUCUCGCAGGUUUAUCACCUCCUCUUCUUCCCAUCCCAUCAUCUGCAGACCUCUUCUCUCCAUCUGAAACAACUGAUCUGCUAGGAUUCUUGGACAACUUUAAUUGGGAUUUCGAAGCAGAUCCCGCUCUCACUGCGCCAUAUAUACCGCAAAACGCGCGCGAUCUAGACAAUUCGGGAGAAAUUAUGUCGCCGAUACUCCCAGAGCAACCUGAGAUGCCAUCAGAUACAUCCAAUGCCAGACCUUCAUCCUCAUCAUCCGCAACCUCGUCAUCUCCCUCAAAACAAGACUCCACAAGCGCAAAGCGCAAGAGAGCUUCUGCAGCCUCGUGCCAGACGGGGAGAGCAAAAGUCCUUCUAUCUACCCCUCAGAAAAGACUCAAUCAUAUCAUGUCAGAGCAAAAGCGUCGUAAUGCCAUUCGUGAGGGAUAUGCCCAGUUGAUAUCCCUUCUCGCCCCAGCUGGUGCACAGGCUAUUGAUAUGCCUACUAGAGGUAGACCAAAGGGCAGCGGGAGCAAGGGGAAGGGUCACACCAAAGGCAAGAGCGGAGUGCUCUUUCGAGCAGUUGAGUAUUGCCGGUGGCUUGAGGAAGGAAGGGAUGCUUUGAUGGAUGAAGUACUUCGUCUGGAAGCUGCCGCAGGCAUUGUCUACCCGUCUCGGUAGUAACGGGCAUGCACUGGCUUCAUUGAGACAAUUUCCCGAAGCCGCAUACUUUCCCCUUAUCCACUGCCAGUUCAGGGCUACAGAGUCCUGACAGCUCCUUGUAAUGCAUGUCCGCAAAUUCCUAAUUCUCGCCCGGGGCUGCAACUACCUAUAUUGUAUGCUUGGUCGAAAAUUUCGACGUAUACCGAGAACUGUAUUGUAUUUUUCCAUAAUUCUUAUCAUGCUUUUCGAUGUACUGGCACAUAAAUACACCCGGUUUCUCUCUCUUUAGGGACCGCAUAUUGAAUUGCAAGGCUACGAUUUCCCCUGUUAC